Messenger RNA from Danio rerio (zebrafish), 1620 nucleotides. RefSeq names its product meteorin like, glial cell differentiation regulator a (gene metrnla). NCBI's taxonomy places the organism in Eukaryota, Metazoa, Chordata, Actinopteri, Cypriniformes, Danionidae. The record is from RefSeq and is marked provisional. Gene Ontology annotation, cellular component: extracellular region. Gene Ontology annotation, biological process: signal transduction.
ACUGCUGCUCAGUGUGCGCGACAUGGACUGAGCGAACGAGCGCGCUUCUCGGACUUUCGGCUUUAGAAGCGCUUUUCGAGUAAAUAACGGGCUAGAAAGCGAAGCGAUACUAAAGAAAAACACGAUGUAGAGAACAUACCGAUGCUGGACCUUUUGCUUUCACACCUGCACCGCAGAGUUGUAUAGUAUCUCGCUUGGGGAGAAGGAGACCGCGGUCGGACAAACAUGCUCUCGCCGUUCUUGGCGUAUUUGCUGUCGGUUGUGCUUCUGUGUCGGAUUGCGCGCUCCCAGUACUCAAGUGAUCAGUGCAGCUGGAGGGGCAGUGGACUGACCCAUGAGGGACACACUCGGGAUGUGGAGCAGGUGUAUCUCCGCUGCGCCCAGGGGUUCCUGGAGUGGCUGUACCCCACUGGCGCAAUCAUCGUCAACUUGCGGCCAAACACGCUGUCCCCUGCAGCGUCUCUUCUCUCCGUCUGCAUCAAACCCUCCAAGGAGUCCAGCGGGACCCACAUCUACCUUGACAGACUGGGAAAAUUGCGACUGCUCCUCAGCGAAGGGGAUCAGGCCGAGGGGAAAGUGCACUGCUUCAACAUCCAUGAUGGGGCGCUCUUCAUCGAAGCUGUGCCUCAAAGGGACAUCAGCCGAAAAAUCACAGCCUUCCAGUAUGAGCUGGUCAACCACAGACCAGGAGCAGAUCCACAGUCAUUAUCUGCUCCCUGCCAACCGUGUACAGACGCAGAGGUCCUGCUGGCCGUCUGCACCAGUGACUUUGUGGCGCGGGGGAGAAUUCUUGGUGUAUCCGAGGAGGAUGAACAGACCUCAGUCACAGUGUCCUUAAGUCACCUAUAUAGACAGAAGACUCAAGUGUUUGUGUCAGGGGGCGGCCGGGCUAAACGCUGGACAGGCUUUGUGAAGAUGUCCAGGCAGUGCGGGGUUAAACCAGGGGACGGCGAGUUUCUUUUCACCGGGACUGUGCGAUUCGGAGAGGCCUGGCUCAGCUGCGCUCCACGCUACAAGGACUUCCUUAGGGUGUACCAGGACGCGCGGCAGCAAGGGACCAACCCCUGUCAUUUGGACACAGACUGAAUUCUUUCCAGGAAAGCACACAGUCCGCCCCAUCGCGAGGAACUGUGACUCUGCGAGCAGCUGUCUGUCUCUGUUUGUGUCUGCAGACUUGUGAAAGACUGUGAAAACCCACACAGAGACUCCUGAUUUGAUGAAUCUUGCUUUUUUAAAAAGAUCCAGUGAAGACGGAUGAAGUUGGACUUGUACGAACUAAAGCCAAUGCCUAUUGUCUUAAUGUCUCAAGACUUUUUAGUUUUUCUGAAAAUGUAGCAGAUCUGGCUAUUGAAUGUGUACAAAUGUGAAUCGAACAUUCUCAAAAAGCAGAGGUCCUGAAAUGCUUUGUAAAAAGCUUGUUGUACAGUUUUUGCAAUUGUUUCUAUGACAGAAAUAUAUUGAAGAAAAAAGACUGCUUUUUCAUGUUUAAUUUUUAUUUUUUAAGAAAAUUUGAAGUGCAAUUCCUGCCUGUGCUUGUUGAUGUUUCUUUUUUUCAGGCUGUUCAAUUGCAAAUGUGUCUCUCCAAGGAUUAAAACUAUUUUUUUUCUCUUUGGAAUUAAA